Messenger RNA from Solanum tuberosum (potato), 1958 nucleotides. RefSeq names its product protein GPR107-like. Gene Ontology annotation, biological process: transport. Gene Ontology annotation, cellular component: Golgi apparatus; membrane. The transcript has a single exon. The coding region runs from base 315 to 1619 and encodes 434 amino acids. The record is from RefSeq and is a predicted model, not a curated record. NCBI's taxonomy places the organism in Eukaryota, Viridiplantae, Streptophyta, Magnoliopsida, Solanales, Solanaceae.
AACAGUACAAAAUCCCUCCAUUUUGAGAACCAUUUUGAUCAUACCCUCCUUUAUUCAAAUUUAGCCCAGCUGACAUGCUCUGUUUUCCCUCAAAACUCAACUAAACUGAACCGACAAUCUUGAUUUUCGCCAGCUCGUUGCAACAAAUGGCAGCAGUUGAACAUUCAAUAUCGUACAAAUCAGGAUAACAGACAUGGUCCAUUGUCAAGAGAGAAUCUAAACUAAGUUGAAAAGUCCAUGUCAACCAUCUUUGCCGCAAAACCUUGAUAAAACUUCCCCUUCAAUUUCAGUUCACCUCACUUUCUCAUCAAACAAUGGCGGCCCAUUUUGCCCUCUUCACUAUUACCAUUACUCUGUUAAUCGCCGUUGCCGUUGCUGAAAUCCGAUCAACCCAGAUCAGAUCCGAUUCACGCUCUACAAUCCCAUUUGAUGAAUUUGGUUACACCCAUAUGGGCCGUUUAAACCUCACCGUCACCGACAUCUCUUUCUCCGCCCAGAAAACCCCUUUGUCCCAAUUAGGGUUCUUCCUCUGUACCCUAGACGCGUGGGUACACGUGCUUGAACAACUCCAAGAAGGCGAAAUUCAUUGUCCCCUUGAAUCCAAUCUCAUACAAAAGGUCUUCACUUUCGACCAAUUGGAACCAUCGACCCGUGAGUUCUCCACCUCCUUCAUCGUCCCCGAUGCCAAUCAAUUCACUCUUGCGUUUGCCAAUUGUAUGCCGAAUUUGGAAGUUUCUAUGAAUGUCCACUCUGUUAUGUACAAUUUCAACCCUAAAACUGGGGAGCUUGAUUUUCUAUCAACAGGCAAAACUGCACUUCCCGUGAUAUAUUUAUUGUUUUUUAUAGUCUAUGUGUUGUUAGGGGCUGUUUGGAUUUACACACUUUACAGGAAAAGGUUAACUGUUUAUAAAGUUCAUUUCUUUAUGCUUGCGGUUUUGAUAUUAAAGGCAUUGGAUUUGUUAUGUGAAGCUGAAGAUAAAUCGUAUAUUAAGAGAACAGGAACUGCUCAUGGAUGGGAUGUUUUGUUCUAUAUAUUUAGUUUCUUGAAGGGGAUUACUUUAUUUACCUUGAUAGUUUUGAUUGGAACUGGUUGGUCAUUUGUGAAGCCGUAUUUGCAAGAUAAAGAAAAAAAGGUUUUGAUGAUUGUUAUUCCAUUGCAAGUUGUGGCCAAUGUUGCACAAGUUGUGAUUGAUGAAACUGGUCCGUUUGGUGAGAGUUCGUAUACAUGGAAGCAGGUUUUCCUUCUUGUAGAUAUUGUGUGUUGUUGUGCUGUGUUAUUUCCUAUUAUGUGGUCGAUUAAGAACUUGCGCGAGGCAGCCAAGACUGAUGGGAAAGCUGCUGUGAAUUUGAUGAAGCUGACAUUGUUCAGGCAGUAUUACAUUAUUGUGGUAUGUUACAUAUACUUCACGAGGGUUGUUGUUUAUGGUUUGGAGAUCAUUACCUCCUAUCGGUACCAGUGGACCAGCGUGGUGGCUGCUGAAUUGGCUACACUUGCCUUCUAUGUAUUUACUGGGUAUAACUUUAGGCCUAAAGUGCAUAACCCCUAUUUUGCUAUUGAUGAUGAAGAGGAAGAAGCUGCUUCAGAGGCACUCAAGCUUGAAGACGAAUUUGAAUUGUGAUCAGCAUUGUAAGAAGGUAAUUUUAUACAGCCAAAGGAGAAAACUACACUAUUCGAAUAUGCUUUUUUUACAUUUUAGAAACGAUUUCUAGGUUGUCGUAAGUUCCUCUGUAUAGUACAGUUAUAAGGUUCACCAUAUCUUACUUCAUUCAACAGGGAAAACUGCUUUGCAUAGCUUUAUUGCAAGUACCUUCCUUAGUGCUUUGAAGAAUUUUGUUUUACAUUUGGGAGUAUUUAGUGUUACUUGUUGAUUGUCAAAUUCAAAAAGUUGGUACCAAAAUAUCUGUUAAGUUUGCCAUAAGCUUCUUGUGGUAAAAAAAUAUGAGAUGCUGUUUUUCUA